Molecule: messenger RNA, 652 nt
Organism: Adelges cooleyi (spruce gall adelgid)
Lineage: Eukaryota; Metazoa; Arthropoda; Insecta; Hemiptera; Adelgidae
Exons: 3
Coding region: 166-573 (135 amino acids)
Source: RefSeq, a predicted model, not a curated record
AAAUAUUAUAUUUUGUCGAUUAUUUAUUAAAAUCACAAUUCACAGAAAUUACAGGGAUACAACGAAAUACCUAGGUUUUAAUUAUUAUAAUGAUUUUUGAAUAUAAUAACAACUAUAAGAACAGUAACGUGUAACUUAAUUAAUUAUCCGGUCAUAUAAAUCAAAAUGUUGGGCAUACGUUUUAGUAUUGUGAGAAGAUUCUUCAGACGAAUUAUGAAACCAAUGACUGUUCAAGAAGCAGAAGCAAAAAGACUUUUUUUCGCUAAAGGAUACUUUUUUUUUAGUGCAUUAGCACUUGGUACUGUGUUUUAUCAAAUAGGACAAGGAAAACUAGAAUGGUUAGACGCUGAAGGAUUAGUUCCAGAAGACGAACAAAAACUUUCUCCUGGAUUUCGUUAUGCCCGGAUGUUAGGAGUUGAACAAGCUACUGUUGUACGAGUGAAAGGCUUAGAAAUAUUGAAUAAAAAAGAGUACCAAAAGGACACAUUUGAUAUUAAACAACACAUUGAAGAAGAAGAGGCUAAUCUAAAUUCAGAAGGUGUAGAAAAAACAUUUUUAAAGAUAAAAGGAUGAAACGUUAAUAAAUAUCUAGUCUGUAUAAAUUGUUUGUUUUGUUUUGUGUAAAAAUAAAUUAUCAAUUAUAUUGUUUAAA